UGUGGAAUAUUCCUACUUGACAUCUCCGAUCUCCGACCAUAAAAGCACUCCAUUGCCAGAUGCUCGAGAGGGUCCUCGCUGCAGACUGUAGCGCGAUGACGAAGUGGAUCUAAUCCUCUACAUAGUGGAUGGUUUGGUUUUUAUGCAUUACAGGGAAACAGGAAAUAAAGAUGUGUUGUAUAUGCACUUGGAUCUGGCCAAUCUGCAGUCUGUGAGGUCUUUUGCUGAGAACUUUCUCAAGAGUGAGUCCAGAUUAGAUAUUCUUGACAACAAUGCAGGACUUGUACUAGGAGGCAAGACUCAAAAUGGUUUUGGAAGGAUCUUUGGUGCCAGUCAUCUUGGUCACUUCCUGCAAACCGUUCUGCUGUUGGAACGGUUAAAAGAGUGCAUUCCCAGCAGAGUUGUUACUGUCUCUUCAAUGGCCCAUUUGUGGGGGAAAAUUUACUUCAACUACAUCAACACUCAUAAAGAUUUGGGUUUAGGAAAUUCCACAAUGGAUUUGCUGAAGUUGUAUGCCGACAGCAAACUCUGCAAUAUCCUCUUCACUCACGGGCUGGCCAAGAGACUCAAAGGCACACAUGUCACCUGCUACAGUCUCCAUCCAGGUGGAAAUACAGGUAUCGGUAAGGCCACAGCUAUGGAUGUGGCUGGUCGUGGAGUGAGAGUGAUUCUGGCCUGCAGAAACAAACAGAAAGCUGAGGCAGCUAUAAACGACAUCAAGAUGGCCACAGGCAGCAAUGAUGUCCUGUUUAUGGAGCUUGAUCUUGGAAGCCUCAAAUCUGUUCGAGCUUUUGCGGAGAACUUCCUCAAGUCUGAAUCCAGACUGGAUCUCCUGAUCAAUAAUGCAGGUCUUGUGGCAGAUGGUCGAACUGAGGAUGGUUUUGGCAUCGAGUUUGGCAUUAACCAUCUUGGCCAUUUUCUGCUCACCUGUCUUCUGCUGGACCGUCUAAAGGAGAGUCCAGCGGCUCGGGUCAUCACUCUGUCCUCCAUGGCCCAUCGCUGGGGCAAGAUUGAUUUUGAGUCUCUAGUCGCCACUAAAGACCUGGGAUCAGGAAGAUACAGCUGGCAGUUCUUUCAGGCCUAUUGCAACAGCAAACUCUGCAACACCCUGUUCACUCACGAAUUGGCCAAAAGAUUAAAGGGCACAAAUGUGACCUGCUACAGUGUGCAUCCAGGUGUCGUAAAGACUGAACUGUCCCGCCAUGUCAGUCUUUGGCAGAUGGUGUUUAUCGAGCCGGUGGCGCGACUGCUGUUCCUGGACUCAAAGACCGGAGCCCAAACGACUCUUCAUUGUGCCGUUCAAGAAGGAAUCGAGCAUUUGAGUGGACGUUAUUUCUCUUGCUGUGCCAUGGAGGAAGUCAGUGCCAAAGCAAAGGAUGAUGCAGUGGCCAAAAAACUUUGGGACAUGAGCGAGCGACUAACUGGCCUCUCAUAAACCCAGAGGAACUGUUUAUUGUCUGGUGAAUGGAGACCAUUUCUGUUGUCUGUGAACUUACUCAAGAAAAAACACAUAUGAAGUAAUGAAAUGAAUUGUAGCAUUUUCUGUUUCUGGGACGCACAAUUAUUUACAAAGUUUACAGUGUUUUUUACUUGUAUAGUAGCAUAUUAAUUUCAGUGUGUUGGUGUGAGUGUUUUGUAUUGUAUUAAAGUAUGUAAAGGAGUUACUAUUAUACUGGGUGUGGAUUUUUACAUUGAGUGCAAUUUGUCAUUAUUCUAACAUAUGAGCAAUGCAGUAAUUUACUCUUGAUACAAAUGUGCCAGUGCCCAAAGAAAAUGAAAGUAAAUUGUAGAAAAAUCACAGACAUUUUUGUUAUUGAAUUGCAGUAGGGUGAAUACAGGUAAAGUGUGGGACAGUUUGACCAUUUGUAAUUGCCAUUGUUUUACAAUUUGAUGUCCACAUCAGUGUUAUCUAUUAGUUUAGGAUGUACUUGGUGCUGAUUUUUAGUAAAGGAAGAAUGUACACAAUGGUUAAAUUUAGUUAAAUGUUAAGCGUCUCACCACUUCACCUGCAAUCACCUUUGUCCUAAUUAUGAUGAGACUGAUUUCUAUAUGGGUUUUCUCACCUAAGGAAACAUCUUAAAUGACUUUGUCAACAAGUAAAUCAUGUCAAGUGCAAAUUCCACAGCAUUGUCACCCUGUUCACAUCUAAAAUAGGUUUUUCCUGGUCUAGUUAGCA
This is a messenger RNA of Myxocyprinus asiaticus (Chinese sucker), 2176 nucleotides long. RefSeq names its product retinol dehydrogenase 12-like. NCBI's taxonomy places the organism in Eukaryota, Metazoa, Chordata, Actinopteri, Cypriniformes, Catostomidae. The transcript is spliced from 7 exons. Bases 143 to 1435 code for a protein of 430 amino acids. The record is from RefSeq and is a predicted model, not a curated record.